AUGAAAGGCGCAAAGCAGGCGGGGCGAAAAGCGUCACCCAGUCGGGAAAAGACCUACGGUCAUCCAAGGUUUAUCAAGUUAUACGACUCAGGUUCUGAGUAUAGCAUGGAUGAUAAUGACGUGGGUCCCACAUUUGCUCACCUUAAAAACAUAAGAAUUUGCAAUGAAGAGAAAAAGAAAACGCUCAGUAAGAUAUGCUGCACCAAGAAUUACCUUUUCGUUGGUACUUGUAGCGUGUUCAGCCAAGUUCGCGUCUUUAAUUACAACAAUUUGAUCAACUCCAAAAGGGAGAGCGAAGAUAUGAGUAGUAUCCCCAUAGGAGGCGGCAAUAAGCAAACAAGUGAAGGAAAAAGUAAAAAAAAUAAAAAGGAAGAACCGCGUGGACAGAAUAAACACGGUGAACCCUUCAUCAGCUUAUGUGACAUUUACAGGGAGAGCAAAUUUUAUACAGCCAAACGGGACUACAGCAAGGAUAACAUGCUAAGCAUAGAUCUUUUACAGAAUAAAAAUAAUAGAAAAAACGUCAACAGAAGCAACAGUGUGCAUAAGAAGGUGCACCAAGGACAUUCCCCCAAUGAAGCGAACUCGAAGGAAAUUGCACCAAAGGGGGAAAGAAACAUCAGCGACAAUAUUUUAAAGGAGGAGAAAAAAAAGGAAAAAAAAACGACCCAAAUCGAUUUAAAGGACAAACUGAUGAAUUUCAACCAAAAGGGCUACCUAGAAUUAAGCGACAACGAAACAACCUUUCGGGAGGAAUAUUUAUACUAUGAUAAUUAUGCGGGGAUUCCCCCCCCAAAGAAGGGUACACACCCCAUUAGAAUUACAAACGAAAUGAGAGAAGAGGAAAGAAACAAAAGAGAAAAAGAAGAAGAAAUGGAAAAGAAAAAAAAAAUCGAAGAAGAAAAUUUUAGAAAUGAGCAAUUAGCAAAAAAUGGUUGCUACGUCAAUAAGGACAUGUUAGAAAUAAACGUAGAUGUAAUUAAGAGAAAAACAACACAGGUGAAUAAUUUGCUAGAGUAUAUGGGAGCUUUCGUUAAUGUAUCUUCCCCAAUUAUACUGAUGAAGACAAAUCGUGAGGAAAAUAUUUUAUCCGUUUUAACCUUCAUCGGGGAUGUGUACAGCUACGAUAUCAGUGAACAUUCGCUAAAACAGCUGAGGGAAAAAAGAAUUAAAAAAAUCGAAUUCUUUAGUAAUAUAGAGAAUUAUUUUAUGGAGCAAGAAAAAAAUAAUACAUCAAAUGAAUUUUUGGAGGAAGAUUUUUCAGAGGAGGUAACUGCAUCGCCAUUGUCUCUCUCCAAAUCGCAUUUCACCAAUUCGGUAAAAUAUUUUGAUUUCCUCCCAGAUGAUAAAACGCUAAUUUGUGUGGGACAAAAUCAGGAUUACUUCCUUUCAUUUAUUAACUGCCAAAAUGGGAAGAAAAUUAUCUAUAAUAAAAAAAUAAAAGUUAAAAAGCCUAGCCACAAUGUUGUCCCGAACGCCAAUAAAAUGAAUAAAGACAAAACGCUACCAACGCUCAUGCACGAUUUUAGCUAUGUAUACGUAGAUCGGGAGAAAAAAAAUUUUAAUGGUGAAAUUGGGAAUUUUGUCUACAUUGGAUCGUCCUGUGGUUUCUUAGUUUUCAUUUUUCUUGGAGAGAAGUUUCUGCGCUUUGUUAAUAAUUUACUGACGAAUGAACAGGUCAGGAGCGGAUCCCUUUUCACCUACGACGAAGGGGCCGAUGAGGACGAAUGGGGAAAGAUCGUCACCCAGAGCGUCUUAGGUAACGUGGACGAUGUGUAUACAGUAAGUAAGGACGAGUUGUAUGCGCUCUUCGGGGAUGAGCAGAACGUGGGCAGCGGUGCGAACAUGAAUGGGAUUGGCAAUCUGAGCAGCACUGCACAUCGACCCAUUGAUCAGGGCACAUCCCCCGACAACCCCAAGGAAAACAUUUUCAAAGAAGCAGAUCACAACUCCUUUUCUUACGCAUUAUGCAUUGCCAAGAAUGUAAAAAUAAAUUCCAUUAUAAGCCUGAACACACACAAAAAUGAGAACAUUCAUUUGAUUGUAGGGCUUAACGACGGAAGGUUGCUGGACUUCCUUUUUCAUAUAUCCCCGCACUUUACUCCCACCUCCUCUUCCAUCACGAGGUGUGCGUACUACCCCUUUUUGCGUCAAAAUUGUUCGGAAAAAGAAUCCAGUCAUAAUAAAUCCCAAACAAAUGGGAACACGGAAUGUGCUGCGGAUAAUCCGUCCCCUGUGGAUAAUAUUGACUUCAUACAAGAAUGCGAAAAAGAAUUGUAUGACUUCACAGGGUUACACAAGUCGAGCAAAAUAAGUAAAAUCAAUUUGUACCAAAGUAGCUCGCAACAUUUCCUUCUUUUUAUAAAUUCAAAUGUGAAAAGAAUUCGCGAAAUGUCCGAUAAAAAAUUUUACACAACAUAUGUGUUAAAUAUGUACAGUAAAAAAAUUAAUAUCCUGCAUGAGCAUCUUGCGUACAUUAUUGAUUCGUGUGUAUGUUCUCAUUUUUAUUUUUGCCUGGAUGACAAUAACACAAUCGCCGUUUUUGAUUCGACGCGCGAGGGGUAA
Messenger RNA from Plasmodium coatneyi, 2565 nucleotides. RefSeq lists its product as uncharacterized. The record is from RefSeq and is a predicted model, not a curated record. Lineage: Eukaryota; Apicomplexa; Aconoidasida; Haemosporida; Plasmodiidae. The transcript has a single exon. The coding region runs from base 1 to 2565 and encodes 854 amino acids.